Messenger RNA from Strongyloides ratti, 1260 nucleotides. RefSeq names its product Succinyl-CoA ligase [GDP-forming] subunit beta, mitochondrial. Gene Ontology annotation, molecular function: ATP binding; succinate-CoA ligase (GDP-forming) activity. Gene Ontology annotation, cellular component: mitochondrion; succinate-CoA ligase complex. The record is from RefSeq and is a predicted model, not a curated record. Bases 1 to 1260 code for a protein of 419 amino acids. Gene Ontology annotation, biological process: succinyl-CoA metabolic process; tricarboxylic acid cycle. NCBI's taxonomy places the organism in Eukaryota, Metazoa, Nematoda, Chromadorea, Rhabditida, Strongyloididae. The transcript is spliced from 4 exons.
AUGUUAAGAAAUAUUAAUAAAUCAGUUUCAUUUUUAAAUUCUGCUUGUAAGAUUUAUCAAAUAAGGCAUUUAAAUUUGCAAGAGUAUCAAAGUAAAACAUUACUUAAAAAGUUUAAUUGUUCUAUACAGAACUUUAUUGUUGCUGAUAGUAAAGUAGAUGUUGAAGAAAAGUUGAAAAAUUUUAGUCCUAAGGAAUAUGUGGUCAAGGCUCAAAUUUUAGCUGGUGGACGCGGUAAGGGUCAUUUAAAGGAAGGACCUAAUGGUUUAAGUGGAAUUUAUAUUUCUCAAGAAAAAAAUAAGGUUAUUGAUGCUGCAAGUAAUAUGAUUAAUAAACAUUUGAUAACAAAACAGACAUCUAAGGAUGGUGUUAAAAUUAAAAAAGUUAUGAUUUGUGAAAGUAUAAACAUUACUAGAGAAACAUACUUAGCUAUUCUUAUUGAUAGAGAUUCAAAUGGACCUGUAAUUGUAGCAUCACCAGCUGGAGGAGUAGAUAUUGAGGAAGUAGCUGAAAAAUCACCUGAACUUAUAUUUAAAGAAGUAAUUGAUAUUGAAAAAGGUUUAACAGAUGAACAAGCUUCUAGAAUUGCAUCAAAAUUAGAAUUUAAAAAUAGCCUUGCAACAAAAGCUGCAGAAGAAAUAAAAAAGUUAUAUAAAUUAUUUACAAAUGUUGAUGCAACACAAAUAGAAAUAAAUCCUUUUGUCGAAACAGAUGAUACAAGAGUUGUAAAUGUUGAUGCAAAAUUUAACUUUGAUGAUAAUGCUGCAUUCCGUCAAAAAGAAAUUUUUACUCUUGAGAAUCAUGAAGAUAGAGAUGAAAGAGAGAUAGAAGCUGAAAAGUUUAAUUUGAAUUAUAUUGGUAUGGAUGGAAAUAUUGCAUGCUUGGUUAAUGGUGCUGGUUUAGCAAUGGCAACAAUGGAUAUAAUUGAAUUAAAUGGUGGAAAAGCUUCAAACUUUUUGGAUGUUGGUGGUAAUGUCAGUGAAAAACAAGUUUUUGAAGCUUUAAGAAUUAUUUCAAGUGAUCCAAAGGUUAAAUCUAUUUUAGUUAACAUUUUUGGAGGAAUUGUUAAUUGUGAAACUAUAAGUCAAGGAUUGAUAUCAGCUUUUUCAAAAAUGAGCUUAAAUGUUCCCUUGAUCGUUCGUCUAGAAGGUACAAAUGUAGCUUCUGCUAAAGAAUUACUAUCAAAAAGUGGAUUAAAUAUUAUUACAGCAGAGAAUUUGGAUGAUGCAGCAAAAAAAGCUGUUGCAUCAAUUCGUAAAUAA